GACCGUUUUAUUUUGAAUGUGCUACAGUGCUAGUGUAGUGGCGGUUAAGUCGACAUCGCUUGCUGUUACAGUAUUCUAGUACGGAUUAAAAUAAACAGUAACGUUCAGAAAAGCGCUUAUGAGACGCAAAGAUAUUAAUCUAAAAACAUGUCAUCUGUUCAUGGAUUGUCAAACCCCAGAUCAGACAGAGUUCCACUCAGAGAUGUACAAAAUGAACUGCUGAAUUUACAGGACAGUCCAACUCUAAUGCUUAAGCAUGCAUCGAUGCGUGAGAAGGACCCUAAAAUAAAGCAUGAAGUUGUCCCUGGUGAAAACCCAUCAAGCUUAACUAUCACAACAGACAUCCAUAGUGAUGGGAAAGCUGUGGAUGUCACUGAUGAACAUAAAGAUGUCAUAUUAAAAUCCUUUGUUUGUCUUGAAGAAGUCGUAGUUGAGGAUGAACCUGUAAUGUCAGAAGAGUCUGUUCUCAUCAGGCGUCUGGUUCUUGAGGAUAAUGACCCACUUCAGAGUGAUCUAAAUGAAACCAUUGAACCUGAUUGCACAGAAGAUAAUCAGACUACUGAAGAGCAUGUUGAUCAUCCAUACCAUUAUAGGAGCAGAUCUACUGGGCUGGAUGCUUCAUCUAUUUUAUGCCAGGAGGAAGAAGUUUCCACUUAUGAGGGGGGAAAUGUCACAUUCAAAUCCCUCAUGUGCUUAGGUGGAGAGGUUCAGGUUUCCGAUAACUCUGCUAUCACUGAUGUAUCCAUUCUCAUAAAGGAUCUAUCAUCAGGAAAUCACUCACAAUGUAAAAAUACUCCCAUUUCUAAAGUGGGCACAGAGGCUGUAUCAGUAAGCAGUCAACCUCUGGGUCAUUCUUACUGUAAUUGGAAGUCUUUGUGUGAAGAUAGUAGCACCAUCAGUACAGUUGAUGCAGAUGACACCUCUCACUCAAAUCUUGCACACAUUGUAGGUAUUCAGUGUACCCCGAAAAAUACAGUGAACCUAAACAAUCACGAUCAAGCUGAUCUCUCUGAAGGAUGUCAUGGUGUAUCAAUCGAAGAAGGAGAAAUCACUUUUAAAGGCUUGUGUUGUUCUGGAGUUGAAAUAGAAAUUGCUGAUCUAUCCAAUGUGUCAAAAAUGUCUGUCCUUAUGGACAGUCUAGCUGAAGAACAAAGACUGACUUGUUUAAAUGACACCAUGGAAAAUGAUGGCCAAAGCUUUGCUGAUUUGACACCAGGAAGGAAGCAUGUUGACCAUAUUUACUGCCAUGCUAAGGAAAAGCCACUGGUCCUAAAUAUAUUGACUACUGAAAAUGAGGUCUGUUCCAAGUCACAGCUUUCCUCACCAAGUCUUUUGGAAAAGCCUGGAAAUACAGUUGGUAAUUUAACAUCACCUCUUGGAAACAAUACACAGAAAAUGUAUGAAUCUGUCUCAUGCUGUGAAACAGAAGCAUCAAAGACAUUUGCUAACCAGAAGUCAGACCAACAAUUGUCAGUCUUAAAUGGUAAAAAUAAUAUGGAAUGUUCAGAUGUUGUACAACUAAGCAACAAGGAUGACAAACACAAGGUGCCCAAGGAUGAAUCUUCUGUCAUGACUAGAAAGGAUGUGGAGGGAUACUGUGAUGAACAGUUUCUACCGGAAAGGAAAGAGGCAGUUUCAUAUUUUGAGGAAAACCUUUGUCCUCAAGUUGUCUUUAUUGAAAAUGCUGGCUUGGAAACCAGCAUUCUCAAAGAUAAGACGCUGGGUUUGAAGGAUGAGGAGAUCCACCCAGAGAUCGAAGUUAUGCGGUUCUGUGAUAGAUCUGGUGAAGCUGUCUCUGUUAAUCAGGAUCUUCCUAGUGCUAUUGCUCUAACAGGUUCCUGCACUCCAAAGACACCCACCCUUAGCAGGAGUGUUUUUCAUGACCACACAGCUGAGAACCCAAUGAGCCAUUUGUGGCCUGAGCUCCCGGAGAGUCCAAUGCCUCCUCCACUGUUGAACUCCACAUCCCUGGCUAAUGCUUUUAGCUAUACACCUGUGCCUCAAGACCCACCUAAGACAAAGGAUGUGGAACCUAAAAUGGCUUCUGAAGACAAUCAGAAGUUGUUGAAUGCCCUUCCAGUUUUGGGUAAUGGGCCUCUGCAGGAACAGCUCAGACAGAUGGCUGAAUUGUUGAUGGUUGUGUCAGGGAAGAUGUUUGUUCCUACUCCAGCACCAGUGAAUCCCCACAGUGCUUUAGUGUGCAGUUCUCCAGUAGUGAUGCGUAGCGCUUGUCUCUGGAGCACCCCAGUUCAGCGGAUGGAGCGGAGCGUUAAUACUUCAGCAGCGGUAGAAAUUUUAAAGGAGGUGGAUGUUUCUGAUGCCAGCACUUCAACUGACUCUCUGCUAUGGAACCUGAUGCCUGGAAAUAUGGAGCAUCUGUCUAGAUCAGAGCUGGAGCAGAGAUUAACUUCUACGCUCAUCAUGGUGGAGGUUCUUUCCCAGCAGCUCACUUCUGCACGGGCUCAUAAUUCGAUCAAAAACACAUCUCCAUCAGAUCUCAGAGAGAAACUCAUCCAGACAGACCACACUGAGCUCAGACAGAAUGGGACAUAUAAAGAUUUAUAUGGCACUGCCCUGGAGAGAAUUCAGAGUCUUGAGCAUGAUCAGGAUGUUCUUCACAGUUUAUACAACAGCAUUAAAGCAAUGAGGAUUGGGAUGGAUUCUUUUAAGUCUAGCACAGAGGAUGUCAUCUUCAAGAUGCAACAGAUUGGAAAUACUGUAAAUGUCGAUCAAGAAACUUUAUCUAGACAGGUCAGUCAGAUGAAGUCUCUUUAUGGGAGGUACAAGGAAACCCUCCAUAGGAUGGAGCAGAAGAUGAAAGAUAUGAGAGAUCGCAUGGACAAGGCCCUAGAGGAGAAGGAAGCGGCCUUCAAUGUAACGCAGCAGUUGAGGGACUAUCAAGCUGCUCAGCUGGCAGAACUAGAGCACACUAUUGGGUCUCAACAGGACCUGAUGUCAGCCCUCAAACUGGCCUACCCAUCACUGGUUGAACUGAGCAAGUCAUACAUGGAAUCCAUCAGUGCAGCAAAUGACCAUUUGAGAAGGAAGCAAGAAGAUCACAUGAGCUUGUUAGCGGAGCUGAGAAAGGCUCAAGAGCUGAUUCAGAGGAUAAACCCAGUGCUUCACCAGCUCCAUCAGAGGACUGCAACUGCCGUGGAGAGCAGCAAGCAGCAUCUGGAAAUGAGAGACAGAGCCAUGGAAGAGAGAGACCUGAUGGAAAAUGAACUUGAGCACAUUAGAUCAAGCUUGCAGGAUGCCAGUCAGCAGAUUUCAGACUUGAACAUGCAGCAGACCAUUAUGACUUCAGAGAUGUCAGUGCUGAGGGAGCAGCUGAUUCAGGCAGAAGAGGAGCGCUUUCAGCUGCAGAGGAGGAGCACUGAGCUCUCAGCUACUGUCACAUCUACACUGGCCUCUUACGCCUUCCUAGAACAGACCCUUGCCUCUGAGACCAGCAAGUUGCAGCAGUCAAUGUGUGAUGCGCAGCAAGCUACUGAGAGAGCAAACCGGCUUGAGGAAGAACUGGAGACUUCCAGGAAGAAACUAGAGGAAUGUGAGGACACACUGUUGCAGAGAGAAAGUCUUAUUAAAGAGCUCCACACUGAAGCUGAGAUUCAUCGCCACCAGCUUGGACAGCUGGCUCAACUGAAGACUGAACUAUCCAGUGCCAAAGAAAUGAGUGAGUUCUUGCAGGCAGAAAAUGAAAUGGCACAGGAACAGAUGGAGGAAAGUGAGCGAUUGUUGCGGUGCCACUUACAGGGCCUGAGAGAGAGAAACUUGGAGUGUGAAGACCUCAAACUAGCGCUGGAACAAUUGCGGCUUGAGAAAGCGUCCCUUCAGGAAGAGCUGGACAGCACACGAGACAAAGCCCGCAGCAUGCUGCUGGAACAAGGAGAGCAGAUGGCUCAGGCAUCUAAUGAUGUCAUGCUUCUAAACGACAGAGUUUGCUGUCUCACAAGCAUCUUAAAGGAGUCCCUAACCUCCAAGGAGUCAGAGAACUCUGAUGAGACAUUGCAGUCUCAUCGACAUCCCUCCAGCUCUUUUGUGGAUUCUGUUAUGGUGGCCAUGAUGAAGACACAGGAACCUGAGACAGAUUCUCCUAAGGGUUCAGAGGAGAGGGAGGUGCAACAAGAUGGCAUUGGCAGUGAAACCAGUGCUUUUACCCGAAUACCACCAACUACACACACAGAAGUGAAAGUGGAAACACGGAGCCGUAUCUUGGAGCUUUUGACUGAUUUUGGUCAGACCAUCUCAGAUCUUCAGCUCAACUUAGACCAAUUGAGAAUCCAGAAAGACACGGAGCAGCAGACUCUGAAGCAGACCAUAUGUGGCCUGCAGGAGGCGCUGCAGGAAGAGUCUCAGAGACGCAAACUGGAGGUCUCGGAGCUGAGGCAGAAUGUAGACCGACUGCAUGCUCAGGUGGAGAAGGAUGCUGCGGUCCUGCAGCAAAAAGCCCAGGAUGAAAGAAACUUAAGAAAACUGUGCAGUGAGAUGGAGGAAAAUUUGGACGCAGCACACAAAUACAGAGCAGAGAACAGUGAGUUGCGUCGAGAAGUUGCUGAUUUGCGUCGGCUGGAACAGCAGGCACAGGUGGAGGCUCAGGUCUUGAGGGAGGAGCUUAAUCGAACAGGUGUCCAAUCAGCAGCCAGUGCCAACACAUUAGAUGAAAAAAUCAAACUGCUCAGAGAGGUUGAGAAGCUCAAGGCAAAUUUAAUGGAAACCGAGGAAAAUCGUGCCAAGGUCUUGGAGAGGGCAAAACGACAUCAAAGGGUCCAUGCCAUGAACCAAAGUAAACUGGAGCGAGAGCUACAUCUGCUUGAUGAUAUGAUUGAAAGAGUAAGACAGACAUUGUCUUCUAUUCCUGAUCUUGUCAAGAGCUGUCCUGAACUACAAAAUCUUGUAGAAUUUCUCGAAUGAGUUACUGAAAAUUCAGAAAUGCAGUUUAGUUUUUAAAUGCAUAAUUGUUAAAUAAACAGUGUUCUUGAUUUCUUCUCAAAUAUGUUCUUAUUUAAACUUAAGAAUAAUCUUCAGACAUUCUGUUCGGUGAAGUUGUAGGCCAAUCAGCUCAUUUUGUAAGAUUCUUUUUCAUUUAAUUUAGUAUGUGAUAGUGUAUGGAUACGAUUUGUUAAAAAAAAAAAAAAAGUUAUUGUCUUAAUUUAAAGGUCUGUACAUGUAUUAGACUAUUAGAAUUGUUAUCAGGACAUCAGUAACAUUUGUGUUUCAGCAUUUUAUAUCCUUUUGAUUUAAACAGAAACUCUUGAUUGAUGUUUUUUUUUUUUUUUUUUACUCAUAGUCUGAAUCAUAUAUAUAAAGGCUGAUUGAUGAGCAGAUAGUCCAGUAAUUAAUCAUAGUUAUUCUAAUCAUGCCAGUGCUUGUGAAAACCUGGUGAACGAUGUGAUGUUUUAAUCCAGCCAUUCAAGCACAAUGUUCACUGAUGUGUUCUUCUGCUUCACUGAUACUCAAUACCUCCAUCUCUUCUUUGGCCUGCCAUUUAAAACCUACACAGUUGACUUCUAAACUUUCCCAUCUCACCAUAUUAGGACUUUCAUCUGUCUUUUUUUGCCUUUUGUCGAAUAAAUGCAAUUCAUUUAAUUUAUGACUAAUA
Molecule: messenger RNA, 5602 nt
Organism: Cyprinus carpio (common carp)
Lineage: Eukaryota; Metazoa; Chordata; Actinopteri; Cypriniformes; Cyprinidae
Gene: spag5
Product: sperm associated antigen 5
Biological process (GO): cell division; regulation of attachment of spindle microtubules to kinetochore
Source: RefSeq, a predicted model, not a curated record